Messenger RNA from Andrographis paniculata, 513 nucleotides. RefSeq names its product self-incompatibility protein S1-like. The record is from RefSeq and is a predicted model, not a curated record. NCBI's taxonomy places the organism in Eukaryota, Viridiplantae, Streptophyta, Magnoliopsida, Lamiales, Acanthaceae. The transcript has a single exon. Bases 1 to 513 code for a protein of 170 amino acids.
AUGGAUACAUACAAAAAAGGUGUUCCAUUGUUGGUGUUGUUGGUAUGCAAUAUUUUUACAGUAGUCUCACCUUGUGGAUUUCUUAGCAAGCGAUUCGUAGUCCACAUCGUAAACCAUGUAUCGACCCAAGAGUCGAUAAGCGUGCAUUGCAACUCGCCGGAUCACGACAUCGGCACGCAUACUGUGCUCCCGAAUGACGACUUCAAUUUCAGCUUCUGCACCCGUUUUCUGGGCACCUACUGGUAUUGCGAUAUUGCACGGGUCGAUGCACCUGGACUUCAUGUUAAGAUCGAAGCCUUCACGCCCAAGUUCAACGGGCAAUAUUUGUGUGGGAAGUCGAGCCGUCAAUGCUAUUGGGCCGUAAAUCCCGAUGGAAUCUUCUUUGGGAAAGACCUUCAGAAGAUGGAGAAGAAGUAUGAUUGGCCAUUGAAUCAUACACUUUCUACUGUCGACAAGAAGUUGGAGAAGAAGAAGUAUAGUUUGUCAAGAGGGCCUUUCGAGAUAGGGUUGUGA